Zophobas morio is the source of this 1294-nucleotide messenger RNA. RefSeq lists its product as uncharacterized. Lineage: Eukaryota; Metazoa; Arthropoda; Insecta; Coleoptera; Tenebrionidae. Bases 684 to 983 code for a protein of 99 amino acids. Gene Ontology annotation, biological process: rRNA processing. The record is from RefSeq and is a predicted model, not a curated record. The transcript is spliced from 11 exons. Gene Ontology annotation, cellular component: nucleolus. Gene Ontology annotation, molecular function: RNA helicase activity; RNA binding.
UUACAGACCAAUAGUUACUUUUAAACUUUCGCUCUCUUUAUUUUCUAAAGAAUUAUUACAGACUUGUAGAGAUUUCAAAAAACCGUGCCCUAUACAAGCUGGGGUGUGGUCGGUGAGCCUUGCCGGAAAAGACAUUAUUGGCAUUGCGGUGACUGGCUCUGGUAAGACGUUAGCAUUUGCUUUAACUUCUGUAAGGCGACUUCAAGAAAAUCGGAGAACAAAUUUUAUAAAAAUAGUCCUAUUGUGCUAAUACUUGCGCCAACAAGGGAGCUUGCCAGCCAGAUUCAUGAAAUUUUUUAAGAAAUUUCUACUAAUGUAAAGGAUGUACGUCGUGUUUGUAUCUAUGGAGGAGUUUCUAAAAUGCAGCAAGCAGGAAUUAUGAGCCAAUCUUUUAACAUUAUGGUGGCCACUUCUGGUCGUUUAUUGGGAUUGCUAGAAUCUGGUAACAUAUUAUUAUCGAGAAGGUCCAUACUUGUUCUAGUUGAACCCGACAGAACAUUAGAUAAAGGAUUUGAGCCCGAUAUACGAAAAGUCAUUUUCCAUUUAAAAAAUAAAAGACAAAUUCUUAGGUUUAGUGCUACUUGGUCUAAGGAAGUUCAGCUUCUUGCUAAAGACUAUGCGAAAUCCCGUCAAGAUCACAACUAGCGGGCGCGCGUUACUGGCGAUUACGUGCUUGACGCAACAUGUGGAAGUUCUUCUGCCUCCGCAUAAACGCUUCCGAAGUUCCCCAAGUGGCGCAGUUCCUUCAGUCCAACGGUUAUGGCGUCUUCGCGGUUCGUGGUGAUAUGUCACAGCCCGCCAGCACUAGCUCCGUUAACAGUUUUAAAAGAGGGAAGAUGCCAAUUUUAAUUGCCACCGACGUGUGUUCACGUGGCCUUGACAUCCCUAAAGUCGAAUUUGUGAUAAACUAUACAUUCUCUCUGCCAGUGGAAGAUUAUGUUCAUCGCAUCGGGCGGACGAGAAGAGCGGGAGAAGACGGGUGACCUACACUUUUUUUUACAGAUUAUGAUAAACAUCUUGGAGGCGCGCUCUGCGACGUUUUAAAAAGUUUUUGUGCUAAUCAGGAAAUUCCACCCGCCCUGAAAAGUUUUCAUAUGCACCUACUAAAGCUAAACGUCAUAAACUUAACGGUUUUUCUCUCGGAUGUUAAAUUUUUAAGCAUUGCUGGAUUCUUAUUACUGAAAGGUCAUUUUUGUAAACGACUCGCUGCCGUUGAAAGCGCCCACUAGAAUUCUGUUUGAGGACUAAUCACAGAAUCUAUUUUUUUUAAUAAUUAAAAAAUAAUUUUCUUUUU